Messenger RNA from Plutella xylostella (diamondback moth), 8859 nucleotides. The record is from RefSeq and is a predicted model, not a curated record. NCBI's taxonomy places the organism in Eukaryota, Metazoa, Arthropoda, Insecta, Lepidoptera, Plutellidae.
GUUUCGAAGGAAACAUGAUGGCGGACGACUGCAGACAAUUGCGCUUUUGAAAAAUCGUUUUGUAAGUUUAAUUGCGUGUUUUUAUUGAACUUUUUCGCAUAUUAUGGUGCAUUGUGUGACAAAUUAACUGUAUAAAGUGGUUUUUGGAGAUUUCGUCGAAUAUUAUUUCGUGUUUGCUGCGAUUUAAAGGAGUUUAUUAAGAAACAAUUGAGGUGUUGAAGAAUACUUUCAGUUAUUAUUAAGAAUAAAGAAGGUUUUGGUUGUGACUUUGGACCAAAAGAGAGCUUAUUAGACAGUUUAGAUCAAGCAAGGAGACCCUGAAUGAUCACCAGCUUGUGUCUUCAACCUGCAUCAGUCGGGACUGUCUGAUCCGAGCCGAUCAUCCGCCGAGUUGCCUCAUGUCUGACACACCGGCUUGUCACCUCCUAACAUUCCAACAUGAAGACUAAACAAGCCAAGGAGGAGUCAGAAAAGAGCAUAGAAGAUGAACCUGUCUCAGAGCCCAAGAAACGAGGACGGAAGAAGGCAUCAGAUGUGUCCGAAGACGACAAGAACAAACCAAGCCAAGAUGACCCGAAGACCUCCAAAGAACCUAAGAAAACUGUUAACAAAAAUAAGGCUGCAAUAAAGAAGAAGCCUCUGGGUAUAAGAAAGACAUUAAGAAGUAAGAAAGUAGUUGUGGUUAAGGAAAAAAUUAAGAAAGUUAUUAAACAAGGAGCCAAAAGGGGAAGGAAACCUGCAGUUAAACCCGCUCCAGUGCCGCUGGAGGAAGAAGCCGUCCCUCUCAUCCCCGCCUCCGAGAUCAAGACAGAGCCUGUUGAGGAGCCGGCGUCCAACUCCAGGUCCUCGAGCCCCAAGACUGGCAGCCGCAGGGUGCGGCUCAGCUCCGACAUGCUCAUGAUGAAGUCGGUGCUGGGGGACAGCCUGUCCAGCCUGGUCCACGGCACCCGCACCAGCCCCUACUCCAUGAGGUCCGAGCGCAGCAACAGCCCCUCAACUCCAGCUGAAGCCAAGAAACUCAGAACAGUCAAGCCGAGGAAAGCAAAGAAUAAUCUGCUGAAUGAAGUCGUCAUGAAGGCUCAGAAGAAGCGACGCCGGCUCAUGUCCGAGUCUAAGGCCAGCAUCUCUCCUGAGGGGGGCGAUGAAAAGAAGCUCAAGCGGGGCCGCUCCUGCUCCCGGGACGGCUCCGAGAUCUCCAAGUGCUCCGAUGUCACCGAGUCCGACAUCAGCCUCAGCGAGACCCUGAGCAAUGAUGCUGAAAGCAAGGAGCUCAACAAAAAACUAGAUAAACCUAAGACUGACCUAGAUGUAGAUAUUGAAAAUAAUUUACAGAUCUCAACUAUUGAAAAAGUGCCUUCUCCUAUUGUUGACUCGAAAACUGAUGAAAAGACAGAGCCAGAGUCCGCUUCCAUUUUAAAUGUGAAAAACAAAAAGAAAACGAGCUUAAGAAGUACGUCGAUGGACUCAGACAACAAUAAUAGUAACAAUAGACUAGUGCUAGACUCUUUAACUAGUUCACUGGACCUCGAGGACAGAACCAGCUUACUGGUGCAGACUGAUGACAGACAAGCGCUUGUGAAUGAACGGACUAGCAUACUGUCUUGUAUGUCCAAGACUUUCAACUCUAAAGAGGUUGCAAAGAACAUAAGAAAAGCUCGGCGAGGGAAGAGGACAAGCAACGUGUCUCGACUGAGCCUGGGCCUGAGCAAGGCGCCGGCGGCCAGCUCUUGUACCGACGAUGCUGAGGAAAAAGCAGAGAGCAUAGACUCCUUGUCAAAGGAAAUCAAUGAUCUUAUCACAAACCUGGACGAAUCGGAGGCGAUCGAAAACCCUGACAGUGCCGAGACUUCCGUUGAGAACGUGGCGUUGGCACUCGCAGAUCCUAUGACGAAGUCUGUGUCUAAGUUCUAUGGGCUGUCGAAGCCGCUUGGCGAUAAUAAUAUAAUUCUGUCAGCACCUGAAACUCCAGUGAAAGAGGCUGAAAAAGGGGCCGUAGCUGAAAGCACGCCGUCCAAAAAUGACGACAGUGAGAACAUCAGACUGCAUUAUGACGAGGACUCGACGGAGAAAUCAGUGGAAGCCAACAAGCAUGAAAUAACAUACAAGUGCAGCACAGUAGCCAGCAUUGACAAGCUCAUGGACAGACUGAAAGAGUUCGAGGAAUUUGACAAAAAGCGGCAGCGACAGGAGUCUGAGAGCAAACCUAGUGACGACUUCAACAAGCAAGUGAUGGUGAGCAGCGACGUCGUACUCAUCAACAAGUCAGGCGCCGAGUUCAAACAAUUCAAGGACAUGCAGUCGGCUAAAACUCCUGAAAAACCUUUUGAAAAGGAAAAUGUACUCAGCUGUUUCGAAAAUAACUCGGCCAUUUCAAUAGUAAAGCGCGACCACGCGAGGAAGUCAGUAGACGUCGAUCUGCCGAAUUCUGUCACUCUGAUUAAGCGCAACAGCAUUUCCAGGAAGGAAUCUACAGGGUCCAACCACUCGCGAGAGUCAGGGGACGCUAUCAGCAUAUUUGAGAAGUCGCUAGGUAGAGACGUGACCCUGACUGAGAUAAGGAAGUCAGUAGACAAGACAGCGCCGACAACGCAAGUGGAAAUCCACCAGUUUGCGACCCUGCACCCCAACAACCCCAACCAGAGCUUAGUUAAUGUUCUAGACUCCAAGCAGAUAUCCAUAGUGCCUUGUGUCAUCCCGGAAGUUAAGGAGACAAAACUACCGUCUGUAGAGCCUACAUCGCGGAAAAACUCUGAAUCUGGCAAUGACAUUGUCAGUGAUAAUGCGGUGACUGUAGAUAAGAUAAAAUUGGUGGCUCAAGCAGUGAAAUCGCCGUCGAUUCUUGCGCCGGCGCCGGUGGCUGUCAAAUCACCUGAAGCUGAGCCUAUGGACACGGAGCCUAUCGUAGCUCCUCCUGUAGAUAACACAAACCUGCCUGAAGACAAAACAAUCAGCACUGAAGUGACUAAGACGCCGGAAAUCAGUAAAAUCGCGGAAAUAGCUGAAAAGACUGAAGAAAUACCGACACUACCCCAAAUAGCAGAGAAACCUAAGACUACAGUAGUACCGGAGAAAAUCGCUGAAAAACCCAAAAAGGCUGUCGUCACACCUGAAAAAGUACCAGAGAAAGUUACUCCUGAAAUACCUGAAACUCCAACUGAAACACCUAAACCUGAAGACACAGCUGAAACAAAACCCAAGACUGACAGUGACAGCAAAAUCUCCGAAACAGCCGACGUGGCGAAACCAGGGAAAAGUCCUGAAAAGGUUUCCAUCAGAAAAUCGCUAGACAACAAACCGGGUCCUAGCAACAUAAUCGUCGAGACCCCUGAAAGUCAGAAGCGCAAAGAGAAUGUUUUACGCACACUAGGCCUACUAACCCACAAGGCGGCCAACGAGGCUAAAAUCGAAAAGGCUAAGGAAAAGGAGCGUUUAUACGGGAUAAACGCGAAGAAGACCAAGGCUGGGGACUACACGGGGACGUUGAAGACUGUGAUCAAGCUGAACCGGGGCGACCGGGACAGGAAGAAGUUUAGGAGUUCGCUGAAGAUGACGUUCCAGAAGAGCAAGCACCGCGGCCGGCUGAUGGACGCGGGCGAGGCGGAGGACGACGCCUACUACACCAUCGAGCGCCGCGAGGGUGCUGCAACUUCAACCGAUGGUGGGCACAGAAAAACACAUUACAGUAACCGGUUUAACAACCAUGACCAAGAGACGGCAGUGGAGGCGGUAGUAGAGCCAGCCAAGGAGACCCUGAACCUGGUGAUUCCUGAGAAGGCAUCCUCAUUCUCCAUUCACCCCGGCCGCUUGUGUCAGGACCAGUGUUUCUACUGCGGCGGCAAGUUUGGCCUGUUCGACACGCCGUGUCAUAUAGCGCAAAUGAAGAGCUCAGAGAGGCAACGGAAGGUGCUGGAUAACGAAGAGAAGCUGACCAUAGACAGCUGUCUGUGCGACGCGUGCUACAGACACGUGGACCGGCGAGCCAACUGCCCCUCGUACCGGAAGCGCCCGUUCAAGAUGCCGCCAGAGCACCCCGCCAUUAAAUUAACUUCCCCUCUCUCCUCCCCUAGGCCACCACAACCCCCCUCCACCUCCCCCCCUCUAGAAGAAGAGAGCGAGGAGGAGCCGCCGGCCACGUCGGGCCGAGCCGCCGUGUGCCACACCACCGGCUGUGCCGCCCCGGCAGCCCGGGCCAUACGGAGGAAGUGGCUCAUCAAGAUGAGGGAUGGGGUUAAUCGGCUGUUGAAGCUAGAAGGCGACUACCCCGGCCUACACACGAUUCCGCUCUGCACCGCGCACCACGCCGCCCUCGCCCCGCUCAUGUCGUGUGCGCUGUGUCGACACAGACACACCAAGCUGCACACACUGCACAUCGUGAGCCAGGGCUACCUGGAGUUGAACCCGCUACUCCGCGAGGCGGGAAUCCCCGUCGAGUUCACGGAGCGCCCGGCGCUGUGCAAGCCCUGCCGCUACUACUGCCUCAUCAUACAAAGGAGUGGACAUAAGAAUGAUAGCGAAGCCAAGAACUAUAGACGACGACUUCUACAAAUAUACAACGUGGAGGUGCCUCCGGAGUCGGAGAACGACGCGGAGGCCGAGCAGAGCGCGACCCAGGAGACGGAGCUCAACACCAGCGGCAAGCAGAAGAAGAAGAAGACCAAGAACAAGCAGAGGAAGUCCACGGAACCCGAGAAACUCGGGGAGAGCGGAGAGAGCAACGAGAGAACCUCCGAAAGCUCUCACGACACAGAUAAAGUGAAGGAUGAGAGCAAUGAUAGCACCCAGCAGCCUAAACCCACCCCAGCCGUAGAAGACGACAUAGAAAACCUCAUAUCAACCAACAAAAUACUCGUUCCUAACGCAGCCAAGUCAAGCGAGCCAACGUCUGACGGAUCAGAGAACGAAAACCAAAUGGAAGUCGACACGCCGCACUUAGCCGUUGACAAACAAACAGAGCUGCAGUACUUGCUACAGAAGCAGAAUAACCCGGCACAGUUCCUACAGAAACCCUCCGCCAACCUCACACAGAAACAGAGGAUAGGUAAGGGAGUCGUCGGCAUUCAGAAGCCAGGACAACAGCACAGGAUACACGAGAAAAAUGCCAAGAGGAUACAGAAGCUAGGCCUCGCCAUGGCCCAGCAAGAAAAGUCGAAGAAAGAGGAUGGGGAAAUCAGUGACCCGGACAAAUCUCAAGAUGGGCUCACUGUUAUGAAGAAUAUAAACCUCAAUGACGAAUGCACAAUAGAAAGCAUUCCUAACAAGAGGCCAGCGGAUAUAACCACACUGAAAAACAAAUGGCAAAUGUCUGAAAGCUUCACUCAAGUGCAGAAGAACCUCAGUCAGCUGUCCAAAAAGCUGACUGUCGAGAAGACAACAAAGAAAAUCAGUGAUAUGAAAUACUCAAACCCAGUGAAGCGACUGGAGACCAACCCGUCCAUAUCUGUGCGAGAAUUAUUCCCAGGUGAGGAAGAAAUGAACUUACAGUGCAAUGUUGAAUUCAAUAAUGUCAAAGGCGUGACUCCCGAAGGCUGGGAAAAGUGCAACUCCACCAUUCAAUACGACGUGGAGACUAAGAAACUUUGGACCGAACUGCAGAGGCCUUACGGCAAUCAGUCCAGCUUUCUGCGACAUCUAGUUCUGCUAGAAAAGUACUUCCGGUCAGGAGACCUAGUGCUAUCGCAGAACGCGUCGCCUAACGCCGCUAACUACAGCGAUUCAGUACAAAGCAGGCUUCGGGCGUACGACAAUGUAGUCACAGAUGCGCCGCGCCGCUCGGAACCGUCUAUAAGCCUCAUAGAGUUCCGUAAACAAAAGCCAGCAGUCAACGGGAAAAGUCUGCUAAAGACCAACCAAGACAAAGAACCUAAGAAGCAGUUUAUGCCCCCGCCUAUGGUUAAACCAAAGCCUAAAGAGAAAAAGUCUAAGCAACUGCCUCCAGAGUUGAUAGCGAUUAACACCCCUAACUCUCAAGGCAGGAAGGCUAUUCAAAACGUGCUUCAUAAUAUUCAGCAGUUGGUAAAAGGCGUUUCAGCGUCAGAUCCUACCGAGGUUGCGGCGGCGCCAUUACCCGCUAUUCCUAUAGCUAAGCCUAUGCCUGAUUUACCUAAAAUAGACCCCCCUAAGGUUGACACUCCAGUGGAGAAGAAGAAGGAAUCGUCCAAGAGUGAUGCUCCCAAGAGCGACACUCCCAAGAAGCAGAAGACUACGAGCAAGCCGUGGCGGCCGACGCUCAUGCCUAUUACUCCGGCAAACUUAGCCAAGAUAGCGCGGGAGCCGCCGCAAACCGCCGUGGACGGACGCAGCCUGCCCAGCCUUGUGCAGGUCAUGUCCUCCGGAGUGCGCUACCACAUCACCCUCCAAGACUACAACAAGAUGUGCAUCAUGAGGAGAGAGAAACUACAGCAGUUACAAGACGGGGACCCGAAAGCUAAACGACCUUCGACUGACUCUGAGACGCUGAUCACAGAAAUACACCCCUCGACUAUAUUGGGCAACGGGGGCACCAUGACCCAGUGCAUAGAGAAGGACGAUAAGGCGAAAGAGUUGAGUGAUUUGGGGAAUGCUGCGACGAUUUUGAAGAAUGUCGGCCUGAAGAAUAUUACUAUAGCGCCGAUUCCGGCUAAGACAGCGACAGUGACGUCACAAACGCUGCCUGUGCCCACUGUGUCGUCCCCAUCGCUUCUAGUGACCACCACACCGAUCAAGAUACCCCAACUGGGGUCAUCGGUCUCCAUCACUAGUGAAACAGUGCUUACACCGACACUGCCCAUGUCUAUACCCUCCACCUCAAUGUCAGCGGCCAUGAUCAUGCCGAAGAUCCCCAAGUCUCUGACAGUGAUCCCUCAGACGGUGCUGGUGCCUCAAGUUCCUGUCAUGCAGCAGGACGGCAGCUUGCCAUAACGAAACGUUUACUUUGUCGUCGUGUAGCGAUGACCCAGAGACCAAAAAGAGAGUGUCUGAUGAUCAGACGCUCGGGACAAAGUGAGUGUUAGUGUUGACACUACGGAGAACUGUGUUUAGUGAUACGGUGUGCAGUUUGCAUAUCUCGGUGUGGUAGAUGUAACUACAUAUCGUGUAAGUGUAGUGUAGAGAGAACUCGUUUAGAAAAGCCUAUUUUCGUAUCGCUUUAUAAUAAAUUGCCUCAAGUGUCGUGACGGAACUCGGGCGACGAGUGAGUGAGGUGAAAUGCAAUAUGUUAAGUGAGAUUGUACCGUUCAGCCUUAAUAUUGAUUAUAUACUGUGUAUAUACUAGUGUAGGACCGUGCGGUGGCGCUGUGAACAUACGUGACAAGGAUUGUGUUUAAAUAUAUUACUCUGAAAACUUAGAUUUAUUUUUUAUUUAUUUGUGCAAAUGAUACGCUGGCUUAUUCAUUCGCUUCACGUUAGGGGUAUUCGGCUAUAACUUAAAAGACAUUCAUUAUGUAUAUCAUCAUCAUUUAAUUUAAAAUUAUAAUAUUAUGUAACUUAUAGAAUACAAUCUGAAAAGAUUACGUACGCUAAAUCCGAAAUGGCAUUAUCAUAUUCAAAAUUCUCUAGUCAGAAUUUCAAGUGCAUUUAUAUUUAUAUAAAUAUCGCGUCAUUAAAAUCCGCCAAUCGUAUCAUUUGUGUGAACUUCACUGUUAUGUAUAGAAUAGUGUAAUUAAUUAUGUAAUGUUAGUUUUGAAUAUCCACACACGUGUAAACGUCCGCGUAAGAAACAUUAUGUCAUACUCUAAACUAAUUCUCAUUUUAAAAUAUAAUUUAAACAAAAAAGUGUCACAAUAUUGGCAACAUUUCAUUCAUCUUAAAUUAUAAUUAGUUUUAACAAAUCUCUUUGGUCCUUGCUUUACCUAUGAUAUUUUAGUAUCGACAUACAAUAUCAAUAUUUAGUGAUAGCUCACAAUGUAAUAUUUAAGUAAAUUUUGUGUGAAAUAAAUAUUUAAAGUAUCAAGUAAUAACAGUAUACAUAAAGGUGAUUGUGCUGUGCCUGAGUGACAGAAAAAUAUGUAACUUGUAAUAUAAUCAAACAUAUACAGGAGUACCUUAAAUUAAUUUUAAUCAUAGACAAAAAAAUAUCCUUCCAUGAUAAUAUCAGAAAUUAUGGAUUGGUAUUUUUUUAUCAAGUUGGUGCAGGAGCUAUGCUGCGUACAUGAUGAUAUAAAGUUCCCCUGUGUAUCUGAAUAGUAAUCUAAAAUAAGCGACUUAAUAGUAAAGAUUGUAAUUGUAACAUGCCAUGUACAUAAUAUAUCAGUGAAUUUGACUACAACAUACAUUGGAGAGUUUCAAUUUUAUAUUUCUUAACGCUCAUGUUGAACUUGUAAUAAACUGUUAUAUAUCUAUUGUUGAAAAUAUAGUAUUUUAUUUGGUCCAAUGAUAUAUAGAAAAGGUCCAAAUGUUAAAAUUAAAAAUACACAUUGUACAGUCUAUGAGGUUUUGUUAAGGCGAUGUGCUCUCGAGUUCCUAAUGGAUUCCAAUAAUGUUGAAUUUAUUAUUUUUGAAUGAUCUGAGACACAUGAAGUACACACAGCCUAAUAAAUAAAAUGAGAUGAUAUUGCCUUAACAACUAUAAUCUUUUUGAAUGUUAUGAUACUGUGCUAGUAUUUUAGUGUUUUGGAAGUAACAUCAUGAUUAAACAUUUGUUUUUUUUUGCGUAGGAUUUUGGUUAAUAAUAUGAUGAUUUUGUACCGCAGUCGUUAUAGCUUUUGCUCGCGAGGUGACAGUGUAAUGAACAAAAUGUAUGCUCCAUAGACCGGAUGUUAAUUUCUUCCAAAGAUACGUUAGUUUUACAAUAAUUAUGAUUAUUUUUAGUUUAAUUUACAGGUACUGCGAAUGGUGUGUACCGAAGGAAUGAAUUUGUCUAUUAAACAUAUCCUUAUCUCAUGA